CUGCGGGCGCUGGGCGCCAGCGGGCUGCUGCUGGAGUAUGAGGACACCUUCCCCUACGCGGGGCCGCUGGGGCAGCUGCGGGCCCCUCACGCCUACAGGUACCGGCCGGGGGUGGGCCCGGAGGGAUCCGCGGAGCCGGGCCGGGCCCUGAGGUGUCGCUCUCCCCCCGCAGCCCCGGGGAGGUGAGGGCGGUGCUGAGCCAGGCCAGGGCGCAGGGGCUGGAGGUGGUGCCGCUGGUGCAGACCUUCGGGCACAUGGAGUUCGUGCUGAAGCACAAAGAGUUCGCUCAUCUCCGGGAGGUGAAGGUGUUUCCCAACGCCCUCAACCCACACAAGGAGGAGUCGCGGGCGCUGGUCAAAGCCAUGGUUGACCAAGUCAUGGCACUGCAUGAAGAUGUAAAAUGGUUUCACAUUGGAUGUGAUGAGGUGUAUUACCUGGGCGAAGGAGAGGAGUCAAAGCAGUGGCUGCAGCAACAAGACAACACUCCUGAGAAGCUCUGCUUAUCCCACAUAAAAGCAGUUGCAAGUUGUGUGGCCUCGUCUUACCCCGGCGUGACGCCCGUCGUGUGGGAUGACAUGCUCAGAGGGAUGAGUGAGGAAACACUGGCAGAGUCUGGGGUCCCGCAGCUGGUGCAGCCGAUGAUCUGGGACUACGCAGCAGACCUCGACGUGGAGGGCAAAGUGUGUCUCAUAGAGAAGUAUCGCAGAUGUGGCUUCUCCAAGGUGUGGGUUGCCAGUGCUUUUAAAGGAGCUACGGGAGUGAAUCAGUCUCUGACGCUUAUCGGGCACCACUUGAAAAACCACCUCCAGUGGCUGAAAGUGGCAAGCAGGAGCCCCCCUGAUGUCCUUGAAGGUAUCGCCCUGACUGGCUGGCAAAGGUACGAUCACUUCUCUGUCUUGUGUGAGCUUCUCCCUGUGGCAAUUCCGUCCCUGGCCGUGUGUCUGCAGGCGCUGGAGAACGGUGGCUAUUCUGAAAAGACUAAAGAAAAGGUGGAAAAGCUCCUGGGAAUGUCCAACCUGGAAACUGAAACUUUCAUGAGCACGAGCCUGGGGACCUUUCCUGGGAGCAACAUCCUCACGCUUGUGACGCAAGUUAGUUUCUACCUCAAGUCAUCGGUGGAUGAGCUUCUGGAAAGGAACAGGUACGUCACAGGCUGGUUCAGCCCCUACCACAGAAAAAGGAGGAUUAUUCAUCCUAUAAUCAUGCAUCACUUCCAGCCGGAUGCCGUCAGUCUCCUGGCCAAGUGGAACGCUGUGGUGCGAGAUCUCCAGGCAGCCAUGGAGCAGGUUUUCCACACCUGCACCGUAGAGGAGUGGAUGGAGGAGAACGUCCAGCCCAGCCUCCAGAAGCUGCAGCGAGUGGUGGAGGAUUUAGAUGAAGCAAUAAAAGCACAGAAUUAGGGGCGUUUCAAUUCCUGUGUCGUACUCCCCGGGGAAAGGUGGCAGCUGGAAAUCUGCAACUAGUCACACAGCGAGAGGUUGUCAUCUUGAGAGCUGAAGCAAGAACUGAGAUUAAACAAAAGUGACCUGAAGGCAUAAAGGAAUUUAUUAGGGUAAGAGGCUUCAACUCUAUAUAAUUUUCCUGUUGUAAUGUAUUGCUGGGCCUUAAAUCCCCUGCCCUGUAAGUCAGAUCAGCUCCCCUCGUGUAACACAACGCAGGAGCGAGUCAGAACUCGGCUGUAUUAUGGGGCAGGAGAAAAACCCCAUUUCUUCCAAAUUCUGUAUUUGUAGCAACAGACUUUCCUACAUUACAGUGACCUGGAGGAGUUCCACGAGUUCUGCUCUGGUCAGUAGCCAACAUGUCCUCCCUUUGCAGUUUUGAAAUGUGUAAAGCAGGGAAUUGCCACCCAGCUUUUGGCAAAGUCCAAGCAAGGAGUGGGUGCUCGCCGGGUGACACCAGACUCAGCAAAGAGGAGCUGGGCAGUGACAGCAGAAAGCAGGGGAGCUCCAGAGAAGGAGUUUAUUACCAAUAAUCAAGGUGAGACCAGACUUUGAGGGGAAAAUUGCCAAAACACAUCAGGCUGCUUGAUUUUGCACCAAGGAAUCACCCAAGUCUGGAUUCAUCCCGGCAAAGACGCACCCUCCGCGUCACGGCAUCUGCUCCACUGUGUGAAACCCACCCAGCACAGGUCUCUCCAGAGCUGAAACACAACUGAAGUCUAUUGAAAACGAGGGAAAAAAUGCUGUUUUAUUCUGCUUUAAAUGUUGAACUUUUAACAACGUAUAGCAAUAUAUUUUGUGGACUUCACUAGAGCAUUAAGGUAAUCACCACAGUGGAAAAGAAUUCAGAAGUCUGGUAGCGAAGUGCGCUACUUUGCCCUGACUAUUAGAAAUAUUCCUUGUUUGCUUCAUUUAUUGCUUUCUUGAAAGCCUUAUUUGGGAAGCACAGGUAGUGAUAUUUUCUUGGAACAAUCCAUUAUAAAGCGCACAGCUCCAGGUACAGGAAGUACAGCAUAAGGCAAAUUUUAACUUAUUUAAUUAGAGCUACAGGAGUUUGGUCCACAGGCAGAUUUUUAACUAAAAAGAAUCAUUUCUAUGUGUACUGGAAUUACAGAAAUCACAUACCUUGAAACUAAGCAAGAUCUUAAUUUAUUUUACUUUAAUAAAUCCUUUGAUACUCCAAA
Calidris pugnax (ruff) is the source of this 2623-nucleotide messenger RNA. It is a transcript of the gene HEXD, whose product is annotated as hexosaminidase (glycosyl hydrolase family 20, catalytic domain) containing. Gene Ontology annotation, biological process: carbohydrate metabolic process. Bases 255 to 1400 code for a protein of 381 amino acids. The record is from RefSeq and is a predicted model, not a curated record. The transcript has 10 exons. Gene Ontology annotation, molecular function: hexosaminidase activity. NCBI's taxonomy places the organism in Eukaryota, Metazoa, Chordata, Aves, Charadriiformes, Scolopacidae.